Molecule: messenger RNA, 930 nt
Organism: Pelodiscus sinensis (Chinese soft-shelled turtle)
Lineage: Eukaryota; Metazoa; Chordata; Testudines; Trionychidae
Product: olfactory receptor 13A1-like
Biological process (GO): G protein-coupled receptor signaling pathway
Cellular component (GO): membrane
Molecular function (GO): olfactory receptor activity; G protein-coupled receptor activity
Source: RefSeq, a predicted model, not a curated record
AUGGAACCCGGUAACCACACCAGGGUGACCGAGUUUGUCAUGCAGGGCCUCUUGGAACAUCCUCACCACCGGGGGCUGUUCUUUGCCCUGAUCCUAUGCCUCUACACAGCUGUCAUCUUGGGCAACUCCCUGAUCAUUGUGGCUGUGGUCUUCCACCCACCUCUCCACACCUCUAUGUACUUCUUCAUCGCUAACUUGGCCACGGUCGACAUCAUGUGCAGCUCCUCGGUUCUGCCCAAGAUGAUGGAAAACCUGCUGCGAGGGAAGAAAACCAUCUCCUUCGAGGGCCGCAUGGCCCAACUCUUUGCCUUCUCUAUGUCUGGGGCAACGGAGCUGAUGCUCCUGACGGUCAUGUCAAGCGACCGCUAUGUAGCUAUCUGCCACCCCUUGCAUUAUGUCAACCUCAUGACCAAGAGAGUUUGCAUCACUUUAGCCAUUGGCGUCUGGGCUGUCAGUAUCGGCAAUUCAUUGAUGCACACCUUGCUUAUGCUGCGUCUGGAUUUCUGCGGGCCCAACCUCAUCCAGCCUGUCUGCGAGAUCCCAUCUCUGCUGGUGCUGUCCUGCAGCUCCACCUACCUCAACCAAGACAUGGUGUUCCUGGCGGACAUCUUCAUAGCCAUGGGGAACUUCCUGUUGACCACCGUGUCCUACAGCUUCAUCAUCAUCGCCAUCCUGAAAAUCCGGAGCUCCAAAGGGAAGCAGAAAGCCUUCUCCACUUGCUCCUCUCACCUGCUCGUGGUCACCUUGUUCUACUCCACCGUCAUCUACACCUACAUCUCACCCACCUCCAGUGACUUCCUGGCUAAGAACAAGAUGGUGGCCAUCAUGUACACCCUAGUGACUCCCAUCCUGAACCCUCUAAUCUACAGCUUGCGCAAUAAGGAAGUCAAAGUGGCCUUCAGGAAAAUCUUCCCAUUUGCCAUGAAAUAG